This is a messenger RNA of Symbiodinium natans, 2031 nucleotides long. Lineage: Eukaryota; Dinophyceae; Suessiales; Symbiodiniaceae. The record is from the annotation of a GenBank genome assembly.
AUGGAACAAUUGCGGAGGUUUGUGGCCUUUGCUGCGUGCAACUGCAACAUGUGGUCGUUGGGUGACCAGCCAAAGCUUGGCGCCAGCACGCUGAACUUUCUUCACUUGAACGAGUUCCUCAUACUACCCGCGAGCGAGGAGGAGGAUUGCUCUGCUGUGGAGCUCGUGAGUGAUAAGCCACAAAGCCCGCUGCUUUUCAUAAGCCACUGGUGGGGCGAGCUCCUCCGCGACUUCAUGGACUGCCUUGGGUGCUAUCGGAGCACCAAGGAGCUCAGAGAGGACUCCUUCAUGUGGAUCUGUGCCUUUGCAGAAAGGCAGCAUUCAUUGCAGCAGCGGCUCACCGUGGAUGCCCAAUGUAGCUUCCUCGGAGCUUUGACACGGUCUGACCACGUCCUGCUUAUGCUCGGUUCGGACAUGGAAUUGUGCGGUCCAGGUCCCUUCUUUUCUCGGGCCUGGUGCCUUUUGGAGGUAGGCAGGGCGAUGGAGUUAAAGAAGGUGAUUGACUAUGCGGCCGUCACGGUGGACGGCCCACAGGUACUGGUUGAAAGCAUCCUCGACCAGGUUGGCCAAAUGGAGAAGAAGACGCCGCGAUCCACAGCCAGGAGCAUGCAGCUACGCGAGACGACCUUUCCGAUUGAGGUGCUGGCAUCUGGCCUCCAGCUUGACAUCCAAACGGCUCAGACCUCGUCCAAGGCGGACCAUGAAAGAAUCCUGAAGUGCAUUGCAGGCCAUCGGCCUGACUAUGUGUUGCAGCUGGGUGACGCUCGACACUUCCAGGAGGAGUUCCGCAAGUUCAACGCCAGACUUCGGUCCGAAGUGGCGUUGGCGGUGUGGUUUCAGGCGGUGCAGAGCCAAAUGGACACCAAACGCUUGGCACGCGCCUUGAUUGGGGAUGAGGCCCGCACCUCCCUCAUGAAGAACUUCGCGCACGGAGCGGGGUUUGAAGAUCGCCACUUGGCCAUCCUGGCGGCGGCGUUGCCGGGUCACCUCCGGCACUUGGAGCUUUCCUUCUGGAUGUGCACUGCGAUCGGUUCUCCCGGCCUUCGCGCUUUUUGCAAGACUCUUCCCCAGCUGAAGCAACUGGAGACGCUGACCUUGGACUUUCAGCUGUGUUCAAAGAUUGGUCAGACAGGCAUCGACGCCCUCGGCUUAUGCCUACCAGCGACCAUCGUUUCUUUAAACCUGAACUUCGAACGUACUCACAUCCGCAGCGUCUUCGUCUUGGCAAAGGGUAUUGCCAGCCUGAAGAAUCUGCGAGUUCUCGGGCUUGAUUUUGGAGGCAUCGACAACAUCGACGAUCGACAGGUGAGUGCAAUUUCCGAGUGUCUCCCUCCACGGCUGAUCAACUUACAUCUCGCCUUGAGGGGAUGUCCCUACUUCACCACACUUGGAGUUCACUCCCUAGUCCUGGGAUUUCCUCCAGAGAUGUCCAUGUUGUCCCUCAACUUCAGCAGCUGCGACCGCAUCAACAAUGAUGCGGUGAAGUGGCUGGCCCAUAAACUGCCUCGGAUGCUCAAGGUCCUGCGUGUGGAUCUCUCCGAUACACUGGUCGACGAUACGGCCGCGAUGCUAUUGUUGCAGCGGCUGCCAUCAGCACUUCAAGGGGCCAAGAUCAGCCUGAACAACACGUUGGUCUCUCCUUCUGUCCAGAGGGCCUGUCGCAAGCUGGAGACCAUUCGCCAGAUGCUAGUGGAUGGUGCGAUGCGAUCGCAGCCCACGGAGAAGUUGGCUAUCGCCCGCCGCAUCCGGCGCAAGAGUCCAGCAAAGCGUAGUGGCACGACGACGAUUGAUACGUCAGAGUUCAAUUUUGCUUCGCCCACCUUCUCGUCCAAGGCUCACUUUACUCCCUCACUGGGUUUCGGCGAUGCAUCUGUUGGGCCUUCAAUUCGGUUCCUUCUGUCGCUCACAAACAAGACGAAAGGCAGUGGCAACGCUUAUCUAAACACGACCAUCGGCUCCGGAUGGGCUUCGGAGUCUGCAGUGAUGCAGGGUGAAAGAACUCUUCCGCCGAUGCGAUGUCAGACCUCACCA